UCGGCGAAGAACGGAACGGAACGCAACGCGUAUAGAACGGGAGGGCGGCGAGAGAUCGGUGUCGCGACACAGUGUCCAACGAACGAGGAACGCGAUAUCGCGGAGUGUGCCCGUGGGUAUACGUGCGUGCUCGACGGAGCCGAUCGAUCGGCCGUGCGAUCGCUAAUCGCGAAACGGUCGCGAUUAACGGGGAGCAGCGGCGACGCGAGUGUGUCCGACGAGGAGCAGCGAUACGCGCGCUGCUUCUCGCGCAUCUUGGAUCUUCUCUCCUACUGAAUGAAACGCUCGCGACGACCCUUUUAUCGGGAAUCCGUGUUCCGUGACAAGCGUAUUCGUAGUGUGCCGCGGCUGCCGCGUACGCUGCACCGACCACCGACGAUUACCACGAUCCCGGCCUCGUUUCGUGUAUACCGCACGGACGACACCGUUCGUGUUUGUGUGCGCACGCGUGUCUAUGCAUGAAUUUUCGUGUGCCUGUGCGUGUGCACUUGUGCGAGACCUGGUUGAAGGAAUCGACGACGACGACUACGACGACGACGACGACGACGACGACGACGCACAGUAGUAGCAGCCGCGACGCGAGACCGAUUCGCAAGGGUAUUCGCAGCGAGGGUGAACUAUGUUCGCCAGGCGGGGGUGAAACACUGGGAACUAACGUCGGGACUUUCUCGACGACCAUGCUCGUCGCGGAACGGACAGACGGUCGUUCGAUAACCGAGAGAGAAUGUUGCCGCCGUUAAUCGCACGAGGACGGAGCGCGUCUCUGGUGCAACGAUUUAAUUGAUUUCGACGUUAUUAAGCACCUCUUUGUGUCGUGCAAGGGGAGAGGAAGGGAGGGAGAGAAAGCGAGAGAGAGAGAGAGAGAGGAGCGAGAGAGAGAGAAAGGGUAAAAAAGUAGAGGCUGCGAAGUAUACACGCGUCGUUGGGUCGCGAAAUAACGCGCGAUCGAACCACGCUGAGGAAAGGAAGGAAAUCCGAGAAACAGGGAACGAGAGAAAGGGUGCGUGACAGUGUGCGUAUGGGAGAGAGAGAAAGGGGGUGAGAGAGACGAAGAGAGGUUGAGAGGGAUGCAAAGAAAUCGAGAAAAACGGCGAAAAUAAGAGAAGCCGAAAUAUCGGUGUAGUUCGCACAGCUUCCGGGGUUCGUGGGUGUUUUUACGCGUGGAUCGAUAGUUGUCUCGCGAGCGAGCUCUGGUCGACGACUGGUCGACGAAGUCCGUGCAACGACUCGAUUUACCUCUACAGAACGCACGAUAUUCCCGAGGGGAUCCAAAAGGAGUCGGUCGUCGGCGAACGGGACCUCGAUACGGUCAACGGGAUACUGCUCCUCGCGGUUCUUGGAACCCCGACGAUUUAUGGGGGAUUUUAGCGCGACCAGUCUCUUCUCGAAUAGCUUGUCCAGCGCGGCGAAGUCGCCGAUCGGCAGCAGCAACGCGAGCACCGCCGUGACGAUAACGACGUCGACGAUGCAGGACGAUCUGUUGAUCGAGAAACAGGCUAGCGGAAAGCCGGCGCCGCUGUCGCCGAGCACCGGCCUGGAGACCGUCGUGGCCGGCCAGGAGAAGACGAAAGACGCGGUCGAGGUCGAGAGUAUCGCUAUCACGCCGACGACGCCCUCCUCCACCGAGAAGGAGAUCGCCUGCAGCACCAGUUCGACGCUCCAGGGUUUCUCCGAGGCCGGCAGAGUGCCAAGCCUGUGGUCCGCCCCGGACGACAACAGCCUGCACGCGUUACCGGUCAACGGGUCCAUCUCGGCGUUCCAAAACUUUCCAACCGGCGGUCCCACCGGUUUGUUCGCGAGCACCGGGCCGACCGUCCCGGCCCGUCGCGCUAUCACGGCUAUUCACAAUUUCCCUCAGCAACACGGUACCGCGACCGCGCCUACGACCAGACACGGUCUCCAGGUGUCGUCCGCGGCUCAACAACAACAACAACAGCAGCAGCAACAGCAACAACAGCAGCAACAGCAGCAGCAACAACAGCAGCAACAACCGCCGGCCAGCUCGCAUCCGGGUGUUUACCUUCCCGGGAAAGGAUACGCGGCAUGGUCCGGUGGUCCGCAAGCCCCACAACAGUGGGCCACCGGUCCUCAAGCAGCCGCGGUCGCGAGUCCCGGCCUCUCGCCCUGGAACCGGGGCAGAUCGGUCCCGAAUCUUCCUCCCUUGCACACAUCUCUUCACGCCGCCGCCGCGGUGGCUGCCGUCGCGGGAUUGCAAGGGAGAAAACCGAGCCCCACGUUCCCCGGCCACCCGGGACCCGCGGCCCAUCCGUCGUGCAUCAGUCCCGUGAAGUUCCGCAGGAGCACCUCGUACCCCGGCAAAGGCAGCAUAUAUCCGCCUCAACCUGCGCCCACGUUCGAAGUCACCACCACCGAGGAGAGGGACCUGCUCCAGCUACCAACGUUUCAGCAGGAUCGGAUGACGGCUAACGGGAACUCGCCAUUGGACAAUAUGCGGACGUUGGAGCAUUAUUUAAACGACUUCAUGCGCGCCGGUACGGCCGAUACACCGGAACACGUGAAAGGAUACAUGAAUUGCAAUACCAGCACGUUGCAAUCGCUCGCGCAACUACACGGCAAAUCGCCGUUCUUCCCGAGUUUGGAGGACCAGAGCGGCACGCUGCUGGAGGAUCCUAACUCGGCGAAUCAGCUGGAUGGCGUCGGGGUCGGUGUCGGCGUCGGCGUCGGCGUUGGCGUCGGCGUAGGCGUUGGAGUCGGAGUAGGCGUCGGAAGCGGUAUCACCGGGUCCCAAACGGCGCCGCUUUCGUCUCCGAGUCGAAGCAGUCCUCACAGUCAGGGCAGCGAGACCGGGGAACGAUUCUCCAGAAAAGUAUUCGUCGGUGGCCUGCCACCGGACAUCGACGAAGAGGAAAUCAAAGCCAGUUUCCGUCGUUUCGGAUCGCUGGUCGUCGAUUGGCCCCACAAAGCGGAGAGUAAAUCCUACUUUCCACCGAAGGGCUACGCUUUCCUGCUUUUCCAGGACGAAGCGUCCGUGCAGCAGCUGAUCGACGCGUGUAUCCAGGACGAGGAGAAGCUGUAUCUGUGCGUGAGCUCGCCCACGACCAAGGACAAGCCCGUGCAGAUCCGGCCGUGGCGAUUGAGCGACGCCGAUUUCGUGCUCGACGCCUCGAUGCCGCUGGACCCGCGGAAGACGGUGUUCGUCGGCGGCGUGCCGCGGCCGUUGAAGGCCGUCGAGCUCGCGAUGAUCAUGGACCGACUUUACGGGGGCGUGUGCUACGCCGGCAUCGACACCGACCCCGAGCUCAAGUAUCCCAAAGGAGCCGGUAGGGUCGCUUUCAGCAAUCAACAGAGCUACAUAGCUGCCAUAUCGGCCAGAUUCGUUCAACUGCAGCACGGUGACAUAGACAAGAGAGUCGAAGUGAAACCGUACGUCCUGGACGAUCAGAUGUGUGACGAGUGUCAGGGACAACGUUGCGGAGGCAAAUUUGCGCCGUUCUUCUGCGCGAACGUCACCUGCCUACAGUACUAUUGCGAGCACUGCUGGGCGACGAUUCACUCGCGGCCUGGUCGGGAGUUCCACAAGCCGUUGGUGAAGGAGGGUGCGGAUCGACCUCGAGCCGUGCCUUACCGCUGGUGUUAACCCCAGCUGUGUUCUCCCUAAUUAUCUCGCAACCCUAGCUAAUUAACUACCACUUCUACGUACCACCCCCUCCCCCAUACGUGAAUCUUCUGCCGCCCACCCUCCCCAGCCACUCGUUCAAAGUCCCCGUCCCGCUCCCCUUCCCGACACUGACACAAACACAUAUACACACACACACACACGCCACACGCACAUACAUGCGUACACUCUCCGUCUCACCUUUUGCUCAUGUAUUCUUAUAUACCCGCCUGGAGACACAGUCCCCGAGAGCAAUCUCUAUUACCGCUGCUACCCACUCGAUCGUCGGUACUCCCGCUAUUAUCCACGCAUCACUAUCGCUAUUAUCGCUACUACUAUUACCGCUCCUAUCGUGAACCACUACGAUUUUACUAUUCCACUACGAAGUUACUUUGUACUAUUCUGCUACCCACUGCUACGCGGAACGCAUUUCGCUCGGCGAAUCCAACCAAACAACCAACCAACCGAUCAACCAAGUUGCCAUCGUCGCCGCUACCGCCGUCUUCUGCCAGCUGUCCGCGUCUCGACGCGUUGAUUCUUCGAUUCCCAUCGUGCAAACAGAGAAGAUCCGGAUUCCGCGCGACGUUCGUCGAAGGGUAGAGGGCGAAGAAGAAGAAGAAGAAGAAGAAGAAGAAGAAGAAGAAGAAGAAGAAGGAGCAACGAAUCGACGCGCGUCUUUCGCGAAGCCUUUCGUCCGACAGAGCGAGAUGGAGCAUGCGUUAGUUACCGAUAUCGAUAUACAUACAUAUACAUAUAUAUAUAUGCAUAUACGUAUAUAUACACGCGACCGUACUCGCGAUUCGAAGGUUCUCUCGAUCCAGUCGUCGACCGAUUGGAGAAUUCGAUUCGUGAUCCGGACCGUCUCUUCCGCGCAGUGAGUGUCGAAGCCAGAAGGAAGAUUCGUUCGACGGGAGAGUUCGACCUCUUCUCUCCUUGCCCGUUCGCUCGUUCCUUUUCUCGCGGAACGCCGAUCGAUCGUGCGUCGAGGAGCGAGGAACCGGCCGCGGACGCGAUAUUUCCUUCUUCCGCCCGCGCUCGCGUCGUCCCGUUCCGGGGGACGAGGAACACGGUUGUGUGCGUGCCCUCUCUUUCGUCGAUUGUUUCGCGCACCCUCGAGAUCGAUCGGGACAGGAAGUCGAGCUCCUCGACGGAAGAACGCGAGCAAAACUCCGGCCGGGGAGGUGUACGAAAGAAAACGGGAGAGCGUGAACCUAUGCUAAUCGAAGAAACGGUAAGAAGUUUUCUAGCGAGUACCUGAUUCGACGUGGAAGUGCGCGGGGAUUACCGAGCUUGCGGGAGGAGGGAGAGGAAGAGAGGCGAGAGAGUGCGAGAGAGAGAGAGAGAGAGAGAGAGAGAGAGAGAGAGAGUGAGAGUGAGAGAGAGAGAUUGAGGAUGCUUGGGGAAUGGUUCCGAAGAGGAGCGAAUGAGGAAGAAGGGGCGAGAGAGCUGGUGGUACGAAAGCGGAAGAAUGUUUGAAGUAAGUAACACAGUUUUGAGUAAUCGUACGCGUUUUGAGUGUUGAAUAGAUAAUGAAAAAGAAAACAUCCACGCUUCGAACUGCUGUGUAUCAGUUAAUUCUCUGUAUCACACACAGUCUCUAGUAUCUAAGAACUUAUUGAAUAUGUUACAUAGGUGCGUUAUCUAUAAAAAAAAUAUAUAUAUAUAUAUCUAUAAAUAUGCGUUUCUCACGUAGAACAACGCGAUUCGCGAUCGUAGAUAAACUAUUUGGAUGAGGGGAACGUUUUUUUACUAUAUACAUAUAAUUAACUUAUCCAAGUACGAUGCUAGUAGAGGAAAAUUUCGUAUAAAGAGUCAGAGAAACGAGAAGGGGGGAAAGCUGCGAGUCGGGAAACGUGUGAACGAUGCAAGCUUGAGGACAGUAGAAGUCGUUCAGAGAGAGGGGACACGUUUGAAAUACGGUCGAAACGUAACGGAGCGCGGUCGUAUACCAGAUUCUCGAGAGAUUUUUUUCUCAAAAUCAUCGGAGGGGAACAAAAACGAAGUCACCGAGAUAAGAGAGUACAAAAAGACGCGGCCGGGAUACGAUGAUCGAUGAACGGAUUUGAACGCGCGUCUCUCUAACGGAUAUAACGUUAAAUAAUUAUCGGAAGCUCCAACCUAGCUAAUUACCGUUUAUAUAUGUACGUCCGAGGCGAGAAGAUCGAGAUAGAACGCAGAAGCAGGUGUAGGAUAUAAAUCGCAUGAACUUAUUCUGUGUACAAGCCCCGAACCUUACUCGUAAUACGAUUAAAACUACUGUCGUGUCUCUUCGCAAAUCGUAAACGAAUCUUCUUUGCUCGAUGUAUAUAAUCAAAUCGCAACGAUGCAAGGCGCAGUCGAAACGACGAGAAUGUUUGUCUGAUCCGUGUGAGAACGCGUUUCUCUUCAGUCUCUCUGUCCUCCGACGGGAGAGACAAAAUGGAGGGAGGUUCUUCUCGACGACAGUUCCGGGGGUGUCGUUCUCGUUUCGCGUCUCCGCUUUUCUCGCGAUCGGCGACACCCGCUCAUCGGCUCGCAGGGGAGAAGGGAGCAGGGUGAAGGGUCGAACGGAAACGGCACGCGCGAAAUAUCGGUACGCGACGUUAUGUGUUCCGCUUAAUAGAUAGACGUUUUAUACGUAGCAGCACCGUCAGUUGAAAAAAAAAAAGAGAACCGUAAGCUCGUAGAUUUAACCUCGCACGACGAGUAUUUUUAAGGGAGGCACGUUACGCGAGGAAAGACAAGACAAGAUACACAUUGAUCGACACACAUUGUACACACGCAUUACGAAUACUUGGUAUAAAUUUAGUCAGGACCGAGGACGGAUCGGUGGACGGAGUCGGUCGACCGAUCCGUGCCUCGCCCCCACCCGUACAUCUAGUAACGAUGAUCGAAUGAAACAAAAAAGUAAUCUCCACAUAUACAUAUAUAUUUACAUAUAAUACAUAUAUAUAUUUAUUUUUUUGGUACUCUUUUUGUAUAUAUGUACUUGUCGCCAUAGAGUUAGGUGACGUCUAGGCACCGAACGAGCUACGAGAUAUCCGCGUGAGAGAGAGAGAGAGAGAGAGAGAGAGAGAGAGAGAGAGAGAGAGAGAGAGAGUACGGAGCGGGCAACCGGGAACGAGAAGCGCUGUACGAAUUAGUAGCGAAACGAGAAACUGGGUGGAAAAAUGAGCCGAGUGUCUUUAAAUGGUUGCGCAUGGCUGAGAGUAUGAGGGAAUAGAUUCUCCAUUCUUUUGUUCGUUCGUUUAACAUUGUUCGUCCAUAGGCUGCAGGUUGAAAGACAUAAUUUCGUAACGAUCGGCACGUGGAUCAGAUUCAGACGAGAUUUAGUUGUACGACGAUCGUUGUAUCGAUUACGAUUGAGUAACGAACGUUGAUAGGGAGUGUGCGAUUGAAAGAGCUCGAACGAUCGAUUGCGGGCGCGAAAGGGGAUGAGAAGCGCGACAGUUUCGCGAAAGGGCAAUGGAAGGGAAGAGCAUUAGUUAGCGUAAUUGAUUCGAGGCUCGGAACGGCAGUUCUCGCGGGUUCAGACCCGACGCGCGUCAGAGACGGUUCCCCGAUUCCUUCGACGGUCGUUCGAUCCCUCGACUCGUCGAACGAACGACCACCGAAAUUCCAUCUCCAGCGAGAAGUCGUUCCUCGAAGUGAGACCUCGAGUUCGUUCAGCGUCGGUGCCGCUUUCCGUAGAAAAUUGUUUUGGAAAGAGGCCGGAGACUUCGGGCGUCGAUCGUCGGCGAGACGGACAAAGAAAUCUGGGAACCUCGGUCGCGAUUACCGCGGUCGUUAGGCGAGAAUUUGCAUCCUGCAAACGAGGAGGCGACUGGAACACUUGGACAGACGAUCUCGUUCGUACGCGGUCGUGCUCUCCCCUGCUAAUCGAUCGAUAUAAUCGUAGUGAAACUUAACUAGGUACCAAUUCACCUAAAUCAAUUGAUUAUUAAAAAAAGAAUAAUAAUUAAAUAGCGUACGCAUGUAUACGCAGACCGACGCGCGUACGAUCCGCGUGUACAUACGUAUUAUAUAUCAUAGAAAGUAGUAUUGUUCCGAUACUCGACCGCGAACCGAGUGUUUAGGCGAGACUCGAGAUCGAGAUUUUUUCUAGACAAAUUUUUCUAAUUGUUGACGAAUGCGAUUGGAGUUCUGCGGGUUGAUCGCGAAACGUCUCCUCUAUCGAUACUUACUGACUUACUCGCGUAUCAAACGACGAAGUAAUACGAUUACACCCCUAGACAAAAUUCAGCUCGUUUGGCGUCCGUGCGCCACACCCGCGAACGAAGGAUCCGCAGAGUCGCGAGAAGUAUCGAGACCGCGAUUCCUUUUCGGGGCGCGACCCCUAAAGGGAUUCGAUCUUUGCCGACGGAUCGCGGUCGGGCAGCGAUCGCCGAUCCUUCGCGCUUACACACGUACACGGAGGACACACACGCGACACUUCCUUCUUCUCGUACACACGCAUCUGUAUAUAAUAUACAUACAUAGACACACGUGAAACGUAUGUGCGUGUUUUUCGUGCGCUGAAUAAAGCCGUAGACAAUUCUCUUUGAACGUGAA
Molecule: messenger RNA, 8146 nt
Organism: Ceratina calcarata
Lineage: Eukaryota; Metazoa; Arthropoda; Insecta; Hymenoptera; Apidae
Gene: orb2
Product: cytoplasmic polyadenylation element-binding protein orb2
Exons: 9
Coding region: 1355-3598 (747 amino acids)
Biological process (GO): negative regulation of cytoplasmic translation
Cellular component (GO): nucleus; neuron projection; cytoplasm
Molecular function (GO): ribosome binding; translation factor activity, RNA binding; mRNA 3'-UTR binding
Source: RefSeq, a predicted model, not a curated record